Boleophthalmus pectinirostris (great blue-spotted mudskipper) is the source of this 2623-nucleotide messenger RNA. Its product is annotated as discoidin domain-containing receptor 2-like. The record is from RefSeq and is a predicted model, not a curated record. The coding region runs from base 34 to 2517 and encodes 827 amino acids. NCBI's taxonomy places the organism in Eukaryota, Metazoa, Chordata, Actinopteri, Gobiiformes, Gobiidae. The transcript is spliced from 16 exons. Gene Ontology annotation, cellular component: signaling receptor complex; membrane. Gene Ontology annotation, molecular function: collagen binding; protein tyrosine kinase collagen receptor activity; ATP binding. Gene Ontology annotation, biological process: cell surface receptor protein tyrosine kinase signaling pathway; protein phosphorylation; positive regulation of kinase activity.
GUAAACCCUGAAGUCUGCCGUUACCCCCUUGGUAUGACUGGCGGACAGAUCCAAGAUGAAGACAUCUCUGCGUCAAGUCAGUGGUCUGAGUCAACAGCUGCAAGGUUUGGAAGAUUGGACUUGGACAAUGGUGAUGGGGACGGUGCCUGGUGCCCUGACAUCAUGUCUGAACCGGACGGGCUAAAACAUUACCUCCAAGUGGACCUCCGCUCACUCCACUUCAUCACUCUAGUGGGCACCCAAGGGCGACAUGCGGAUGGGAUGGGUAAUGAGUUUGCCCAAACAUAUCGGAUUAGCUACAGUCGCGAUGGGACCAGCUGGGUGAGCUGGCAUGACAGGAAGGGAAAACAAGUGAUUGAGGGGAAUAAGAAUGCGUAUGAUGUGGUGCUCAAGGAUCUAGAGCCACCCAUAAUUGCCCGUUAUGUGCGCUUCAUGCCUGUGACUGACCCCUCCAUGAUCGUGUGCAUGAGGGUGGAGCUCUAUGGAUGUGAAUGGCUCGAUGGCCUGAUAUCAUACAGCCUUCCAGAUGGACAGCAGAUGUUUUAUAGAGGCAUGGACGUCUACUUUAACGACUCUGUGUAUGACGGAGCAGCAGCAGAAAGGAUGACGAAGGGCCUUGGCCAGCUCACAGAUGGGACAUGGGGUUUGGAUGAUUUCCUCCACAGUCACAUUUAUGGCAUGUGGCCAGGCUAUGACUACGUGGGUUGGAACAACAAGAGCUUCCCCAAAGGCUACAUCGAGAUGAUCUUUGACUUUGACCAUAUUCGAAACUUUACCUCGAUCAAGGUGCACUGCAAUAACAUGUACACUCGGGGGGUGCGUAUGUUUAGACAGGCCACCUGUUUCUUCCGCUCGGGGUCGGAGUGGGAAUCAGACCCGGUGUCCUUCAGACCGGCAGUGGACCAGGCCAGUCAAAGGGCCCGCUUCGUCUCGGUGCCUCUGGGAGACCGCACUGCCAGCACCAUCAAGUGCCGAUUCCACUUUGCAGACCUCUGGAUGCUGUUCAGUGAAGUGGCUUUCCAAUCAGGAUCCGCUGUGUACAAUACAUCUAUGUCAGCUCGCAAACAAGGACAUCCUACCAACCUACCAGGGGAUGAUCCCACACAUAAAGUGGAUGAUAGCAACACUCGAAUCCUGAUUGGAUGUUUGGUUGCAAUCAUUGCUAUCCUGAUGACCAUUAUUGUCAUUAUACUUUGGCGUCAGGUGUGGCAAAAGAUGCUUGAGAAGGCCUCUCGUAGAUUGCUGGAUGAUGAACUGACCGCUCGUCUGGCUUUCCAAACACAGAGCUUCUCUUUUCAUCACUCAUCUCUGUCCAGUGAGAGUGGCUCCACCUUCAACUCCACCUAUGAGAGGAUUUUUCCCCUCUGUGCUGACUACCAGGAACCUUCACGAUUUGUCCGAAAACUCACAGAAUUUGCAGAUUCCAUAGAAAACCUGGAUGAUGAGACAACAGGGUCAAGCUCUUGUAACAAAGCGCUAGCAGCAGCUGGUCCGGGCCCGCCCCACUAUGCAGAGGCGGACAUCAUCAGUCUCCAGGAGAGCUCAGACAAGUGCUCCAUCACAACUGUCAACCUGUUCACUGCCACAGACUCAUCUAUGAGAGAGUUCCCCCGACACAAGCUCACAUUCAAAGAAAAGCUUGGAGAGGGACAGUUUGGAGAGGUGCACUUGUGUGAAGCUGAGGGCAUGCAGGACUUUCUAGAUGCUGACUUGCCUAUGGAGGAAAAUACAGAAUCUCCCUUACUUGUUGCUGUUAAAACACUACGAGAAGAUGCCAAUAAAAAUGCAAGGAAUGAUUUUUUGAAAGAAAUACGCAUCAUGUCACGUCUUAGAGACCCAAACAUAGUGCGUCUACUGGCUGUAUGUGUGGACACUGACCCUCUCUGCAUGAUCACUGAGUACAUGGAGAAUGGAGACCUCAACCAGUUUCUUCACAGGCUCUCUCUCAGUGAUGACAAAAAGGCAGGACAUGAGGAGGAGGGAAAGACUACCGUUAGCUACAACAAACUCAUGGACAUGGCAGUACAGAUAGCUUCUGGGAUGAAGUACUUGUCCUCAUUAAACUUUGUUCACCGCGACUUGGCCACACGAAACUGCCUGGUUGGUAAAAACUAUACAAUUAAAAUAGCAGAUUUUGGUAUGAGUCGCAACCUGUAUCGUGGAGAUUACUAUAGGAUCCAGGGGAGAGCUGUCCUGCCUAUUCGCUGGAUGUCAUGGGAGAGCAUCCUUCUGGGAAAGUUCACCAUGGCCAGUGAUAUGUGGGCUUUUGGAGUAACUCUUUGGGAAAUUUUGACUUUGUGCAAGGAGCAGCCAUACUCACAUCUUUCUGAUGAGCAAGUCAUCGAAAAUACAGGAGAGUUUUUCAGAGACAAAGGGAAACAGGUUUACCUCCCAAGACCCGAGUGUUGUCCUGAAACUGUCUACAAUGAACUCAUGUUGAGCUGCUGGAGAAGGAACGCUAAACAGAGGCCAAGCUUUCAAGAGAUACACCUGUGUCUGAUGGAGAGCUUAGUAUAGCAAUAGAGCAUUUCUUAUGUAAAUAAAACAAUGCAUUGUAAUAUUAAGCCUUCAAACAAUAUAUAUUUAUUGUUUAUAUUGUAUUAUUUGUAGGAUUAUUUAUAGU